CCACUCUCCACCUCCGCCUCCUGGAAUUUUAACUAUUUAAUUCAACCCUUGGUGUCCCAAGAUGGAUUAUCAUCCUAUUCUUGAUACCAUCGCAAUUGCACUACUUGCGUCAGUCACUAUCGGGUUUACGUCCCCUUCAUCAUCCUCACGGCUUGUCUCCUUAUUUAUCUUGGCCUAUUUCACAUUCCAUUGUCUUUCGGUCUGCCAUGAACAUAUCACCAAAGGAAUCUGGGCAUCAACUUUAGGAGGUUAUACGAUUUUUUCGUUUUUGCAUUACUUAGACGUUGCCUUACUUAGUGGAUGGAGCUUCGAAGCUCACGGCCCUAUCAAUGAUUUAAUCAACCGAAAUAGAAGACUAGGAAAUUCAAAGUCUUACUCAAAAUCGAGAGGAUCACGUCAAUUGCAGAUACUAUCCCGCUUGAAGUUCGGCCUCUCAACUUUCCUCUUGUGGCGUUUCGUGAAUACAUCGUACCAGAGCAGGACCGCGCUCAGGCUAGACAAAACUUCUUUGUAUUCACGCUGUCGCUUUCUCUUCCACACUGGCUUGACCAUAAUUAUUUGCUAUUUAACACUAUAUGCAGCAUGUUCUUUUCGAGCCGGCGUUUUUACAAAGAAGUUUUAUUCCCUAGAUAAAGUCAAAUUAAUAUCUACGGUUGGAGAGAUCUCGCUUAAGGAGCUUGUAACGAGAUAUCUUGCCGCCGUCCAACUCGGUCUGGGUCUCCUAUCAUUCCAGCAUGGAGUAUACGCGAUUACAGCCUUUAUAAAUGUGGCUACAGGGCUUGGUUCCCCAUUGGGCUGGCCCCCCUUUAACGGGCCUAUUUUGACGUCUUUUGGCGUGAGACACUUUUGGAGUAUGUUCUGGCUUCGGACGGAUAGUCACUCGUUGAAUGCAUUAGUAAAUUACUUGAUGCAUAGCAUCUUCGGGCUACAAAGAAGUGGCAGACUGGUUCGAUAUAUACGAAUAUUUUUGAAAUUCGCGAUAUCUGGUAUCAUAUAUGCUGCCAUUGACUUUUCGUUAGGUAUGUUACUGCAAAUAUCAGUGAGGUAUUCAGAGGGUCGUGACUAAAAGCUGCGAAUAUAGGAAUACCGGUUUUUGAAUCUGGGGCACUACGCUUCUUCUCAAUCCAGCCGCUGGGCAUUUUGAUUGUGAUUGAAGAGAUAAUCCACUCUAUGCUGGGCGUGGACCUACUACCGCGGUUCGUGCAGAGUUGCUUCAGCUUCAUUUGGUUAAGUUUGUGGAUGACAUGGACAGCGCCCGGCUACCUAGAUCCCAUUACCCACAAAAGUGCAUCAAGGAGCGGAGGUGUGUUUUCCCGCAUUAUGUUUUAUCUCAAGCACAAAUUCUGGUAUAAGAGGUAGAGAGGAGC
This is a messenger RNA of Daldinia caldariorum, 1367 nucleotides long. RefSeq lists its product as uncharacterized. Bases 62 to 1066 code for a protein of 334 amino acids. Lineage: Eukaryota; Fungi; Ascomycota; Sordariomycetes; Xylariales; Hypoxylaceae. The transcript has 2 exons. The record is from RefSeq and is a predicted model, not a curated record.